CCCGCGCACGGGACUCUGGGAAACCGAGUCCACGCCCUGAAUAAUUCGAGCCACCCCGUUCUCCCACCUUCUCCUCCGACGCGAACAAGAUGCCGGCCGUACACCACAAGCUGCUGCUGGAGGACGCCCUGCAGGACAGUCCCCAGACUCGCUCCUUGCUCAGUGUGUUUGAGGAAGAUGCUGGGAUGCUCACAGAAUACACCAACCAGCUACUACAGUCGAUGCAGCGGGUCUUUGGAGCUCAGAGUGAGAUGGGAUUGGCCACAGAGCAGCUCUCAAGGCAACUUCUGGAAUAUGAAAAGAAAAAUUUUGCCCUUGGAAAAGGUGAUGAAGAGGUAAUCACCACGCUGCAGAGCUUCGCCAAAACUGUAGGGGAGCUGAACUCGCUCCACUCUGUGCUCGCCAACCAGAUGGCUGACAGCAUGGUCUUCCCCUUGAUCCAGUUCCGAGAGAAGGACCUCACAGAGAUUAGCACACUGAAGGAAAUCUUUGGCAUCGCCACUGAUGAGCAUGAGGCAGCUAUGGUCAAGUACAGCCGACUGCCCAAGAAGAAGGAGAAUGAGAAGCUGAAGACGGACUUGGUGAAGGAGGUGGCUUAUACCAGGAGGAAGCAGCACCAGGCCUCACUGCAGUAUUACUGUGCCCUCAAUGCCCUGCAGUAUCGCAAGAGAGUCGCGAUGCUGGAACCCAUGUUGGGCUACACACAAGCACAGAUCAGCUUCUUCAAGAAAGGCAUCGAGCUGGUGUCAAAGAAGAUGGACAACUUCCUGUCCUCUGUCUCCAACAUGACACAAAGUAUCCAGGCCCAGCUGGACACGGAGGCGGAGGCCAUGCGUGCGUCCCAGAGGGAGCUCCUCUCUGUGGAGGACACGGUCUAUAUGCCAGAUAAGGACACUGAGCCUGUCAAUCGCACACUUAUCCAGAAGGCCGGCUAUCUCAACAUUAGGAAUAAAACAGGCCUGGUGACCACAGCCUGGGAUCGACUGUACUUCUUCACCCAGGGGGGGAACCUCAUGUGCCAGCCACGUGGGGCAGUAGCAGGGGGCAUGGUGCUGGACCUGGACAACAGCUCCGUCAUGGCUGUGGAGUGCGAGGACAGGCGCUACUGUUUCCAGAUAACCUCCCCCUCUGGCAAAACGUCAAUGAUUCUGCAAGCCGAGAGCAAAAAGGAGUACGAAGAAUGGAUUUGCACCGUGAACAACAUCUCCAGACAGAUCUACCUGACCGACAACCCAGAGGCUGUGGCCAUUCGACUCAACCAAAGCGCCAUCCAGGCCGUCACCCCCAUCACCAGCUUUGAGAAGAGGCAAGAAGGCUCCCCCAACCCUGACAGAGCGAAGCCGGGGGGUACACAUGCUGCCAGCAGCGGCUCGCAGAAGACGGGGGCUGCUCCAGAACCCGAGGACCUGAUAGCUCCCGGUACUCCCAUUCAGUUUGACAUCAUGCUGCCAGCUUCUGAGUUCCAGGACCAGAACAGAGCAGGGGGGAGACGCACAAAUCCGUUUGGAGAAACGGACGAUGACUGUUCAACCGGAAGUGACGACUCCCUCCUGCAGCAGGUGUUUGCCGUGCGCUUCCUCGGCUCCAUGGCGGUUCGCUGCGGCGACAACCAGGAGGUGAUCUACGAGGCCAUGAGGCAGGUGCUGGCUGCCCGAGCCAUCCACAACAUCUUCAGGACCACAGAGUCCCACCUCAUGGUCACCAGCAGCAGCCUCAGGCUGAUUGACCCUCAGACUCAAGUUACAAGAAUAAGCUUCCAGCUCGGAGAGGUGUGCCAGUUUGCUGCCCACCAGGAGAACGGCAGGCUGAUGGGAUUCUUGGUCGAGGGCAGAGACUGGAGUGACGGAGAUGAGGAGGGAGAGCCCUCGUUCAGCGCCUUCGUGUUCGAGAGCAACACUGAGGGCGAGAAGAUAUGUUACACCAUCAGCCUGGCCAAGGACAUUACAGAGGCCAAGAAGGACCCCGAGGCUCUGGCGGAGCUGAUGAAGAACAUGCCGCUUACCAAUGAUGGCAAGUUCCUGCUGCUGGAGCCUGAGACGGACGACAUGACCAACGGAGCGGGACAAGAAGACCUGGAGUCUGAGGCCUAGUAAAACAACAAACACAAAAAAAAAAAAGAAACGAGAGAGAGAGAGAAGCCUUUCCCUAGGUGAACGUGUCAUCACGACCCCUUAAGCCCCAACUCUGCGACUGUAACAGCCAUAUUAGAGAGAGUAGUUCACCUCCACUGACCCUGUGUUACUAGAUAUCCGUCUCUUUUGCUGUGAUGAAAGAAGACGACAUAGGCAGGGCGGGUUAUUUGCACCUAAAAGCAGAUCUCGUGGACGCUCCGUGGGAUCUGCUUUUCUACGCUCAAACUGCAGCGUGAGUCUUCUGGAGUCUUGUUUUUUAACCCACUGUGGCUGGUACUCGCAUCAAAAGGGACUGUGUAGGUACUGAUUGUGUUUCACCGUCUACUAAUACUCCGGCAACCCGACACGAGGUGGUGAAAUAAUUUUGUUCAGUUUAGGUUUACAUUUAUUUUGUAGGUUUACAUACUUUGUUUUUGAGAGUUUAUUUCUUUACUUCCAUUCCUAGUUUAACUUGUACGUAAAGCUCUCACUGCAACUACUUUUUAAUUGUCAUGUACAAAAACGUUAUUGCACUUCCAAGAGUUGUAUGUGUUUAACAACAACACUUUGAGACCGCAGAAUGCACUAAUGGAGACGUCUGAAGGAUCUGUUUUCUCUGCAGAGCAGCGACUGUUGCGUUGCUCGUAAUUGCUUGUGAUAAUUAUUAUGACUCGUAUGAGCGCAUGUGUCUUGAAGCAGUGGAGACAGUAGGGGCGAUUGAGGUCACUCAGACCUGGCAUACUGACAUAUCUGAAGGUUUUCCCACUGAAACUGAAUCAAUGUAAUGUUUUACAAGAUUCUCGCCCAAGUGAAGUUCAGUUAAGAUGAUCCGUGUUUCACAUCCUCCCUGAGCAGCCCACAUAUUCUUUUGUACAAUUAAAAUACUUCUUUGCACUCCGUCUCUAGAAAGCCUGUGUAAAUAUGAUCUGUCCGAGUGUCUCUGGUGUUUAAUCAGUCGGCUGCAUUAAAAAAACUUUGAGAGUCAA
Messenger RNA from Scophthalmus maximus (turbot), 3097 nucleotides. RefSeq names its product adaptor protein, phosphotyrosine interaction, PH domain and leucine zipper containing 2 (gene appl2). Bases 90 to 2090 code for a protein of 666 amino acids. NCBI's taxonomy places the organism in Eukaryota, Metazoa, Chordata, Actinopteri, Pleuronectiformes, Scophthalmidae. Gene Ontology annotation, biological process: signaling. Gene Ontology annotation, molecular function: protein binding. Gene Ontology annotation, cellular component: cytoplasm; endosome membrane. The transcript has 21 exons. The record is from RefSeq and is a predicted model, not a curated record.